AUCAUCAUCAUCAUCAUCAUUGCCUUCAUCAUCGAAAACUUUGAUCAAUAAUCAUAAUAAUGAAAAACGUGGACCAGAAUUUUUGGUUGAACCACCUAGUUCGGUGAUAUUUUUAAAUGAUACCGGCAGUAUUAUAACUUGCAGUGCCAAAGGAAUACCAGCACCAACAAUCACAUGGAUACGUGCUGAUGGAACACCAUUAUUACAGAUACCUGGAUUACGUCAAAUACGUAAAGAUUUACUUACGACACAACUUGUAUAUGUACCGUUUGUAGCUACCGCUUAUCGGCAAGAUGUCCAUUCAGGUAUCGUACGUUGUGUGGCCACAAAUCCCGUUGGUUCCAUUCAAAGCCAAGAUGUCCAUAUUCGUGCUAGCGUACGUCAACCGUAUGAGAUCCAAGUAUAUGAUGAUUUUGCUAUCAAAGGAAAUACAGGCAUUCUACGUUGUCAUAUACCAAGUUUUGUUCGUGAAUAUGUUCAUGUAACGAAUUGGUUACGUUAUGGUGAUGAUGAUGAUGAUGAUGAUGAUGAUCAUCCAAUUACUUCCGAUCUACUUAAAGGUGGCCGUUAUAGUGUUAUGCCGAAUGGUGAGCUUCAUGUACAUCGUAUUGAAAAUGAUGAUGAUGACAAUGCUGAUGAUAAUGUCCAUAUUGCUAAUAAUAAUAACAAUGAUCAUCACCAUCAUCAUCCUCAACGACAACUACAAAAUCAGAAUAAUAAUGAACGACAUAGAAAAUUAAUGUUUCGUUGCCAAACUAAACAUAUGCUCAGUGGAAAUACUAAACUAAGUGCCAAUUAUGGACGUUUAAUCGUCACAGAACCUCAGACGAAUAUGCCGCCAAAAAUUAUCGCUACCACAUCAGCUAUAUCCACCAAUGGAGGUGGUGAAAAACCAAUAAUAAUAGCUAAUGUUGGUCAAACAAUCGAGUUGCCUUGUGUGGCCCAAGCACAACCUUGGCCAUUAUUCACAUGGUAUCGUGCCACACCAACCUCAAACGAUUUCCAGUCUUCCCAUCAUAGUUUACUAUCGUCGGUAAUCGCUGUAAACAGAUUACAACGGCUCCAGGUAUGGAAAUUUCAAGUUCCACCAAACGACAAAUCAAUUGUUAUCAAUGACAAGAAUGAAUUGCUCAACGGAGAUCAGUACAUAACACCAUAUCGCCUUAGUCGUGCUGGUAGAUUCGUUCAAGUGGAUAGUUCGCUUUUCAUUCGUGAUGCAACCGUUGCCGAUUCUGGUCUUUACGUCUGUGUUGCCAACAAUUCACUGGGCGAAGAUCGCAUCGAAAUGGAAUUGGUUGUCAAGGCUCCGUUGAGUGUAACCAUGAUUCCAUCACACAUAUUAGCUUCCGAUGGCGACACUGUCACAUUCAAUUGCACGAUAACCGGAGGCUCGCCUAUUCAACAAAUUCAUUGGCGUAGGAAUGCCCGGCCAUUAAUGGUGGCUCAAGCAACAACAACGAGUGCUCGUCAACAUCCUAACCAUCGUGUGCAUUUAUUGCACCAGGAUCGAAUGCUUCAGAUCCGUCAAGUUCGUCGUGAAGACCGUGGCAUGUUUCAAUGCAUCGUCAGCAAUGAAUUUGAAUCGGUUCAAGCCAGUGGUGAGUUGGCAUUGGCUGAUGAUCCUCCAACGUUCAUCACGGUUUUCACGAUCACGGAACCACUGCGCCCUGGUAAAUCUUUCUCGGUCAAAUGUUCAGCUACGGGAACACCUUUGCCGCAGAUUGUCUGGACGCUUGAUGGUGCUCCAUUGGUCGAAAAUGGACGAAUUCGAGUUGGUGAUUACGUUAAUGGCGACGGUAUUGUCAACAGCUUCGUCAACAUAAGUUCUCUUCGUGCAGAAGAUGGUGGCAUAUAUUCGUGCACAGCGUCCAACGACGUUCACUCGAUUAGUCACUCUGGCCGCAUUAACGUCUACGGACCGGCAUUCGUACGUCAAAUGAAAAACCUGACUGUCAUUUCCGGUCACACAGUCCAUCUGCAUUGUCCGGCGGCUGGUUAUCCACUUGAAUCGAUUGUCUGGUUCAAAAAGUCGUCGUCUAGUGAUCAAGGCAACCGUUUGCCACAGAACCAUCGCCAUAAGUCGCUGCUGAAUGGCACGCUGGUCAUCGAAAAAAUCGAACGUAACACGGAUGAAGGAGCUUACCGUUGUGUGGUGAAUGGGCCCAACGGCUCCAGUUCGGCCAGUGCUGAGCUGUUCAUUCGAAUUCUGGUUGCACCCGUCAUCAGCCCUUUCAGUCCACCACCCAAUCUUAGAGAAGGCAUGCGAGUAAUGCUUACCUGUUCGGUAGUCGAGGGCGAUUCUCCAGUUCUAAUCCAUUUCCUGAAGGAUGGUGAGCCUAUCCACGACACCCAAAGCAGAAGCGACUUACGCAGAGUCAAGUUGGAUGUAACCAACGAAUUUUCGGCCACCUUGUUCAUAUCUUCAGUGGUUGCUGAAGACUCUGGAAACUAUACCUGCAUCGCAUCCAACAUGGCAGCUGUCACAACAUACUCGAUUGUCGUCAAAGUCAACGUGCCUCCCAAAUGGAAAAUUCCGCCUACUGAUACCGAAGCCAUAGAAGGCCAAAAUGUGGUCAUUGAUUGUUCGGCCAGCGGUGAGCCUCGAAUCUGGUGGGAACGGGCUCAUGACAAAUCCCAGAGCUUAGCUUCCUUUUCCGGCCUAUCUUCGUCGUCGAUAAGUCCAACCAACGGAGAACAAGCGACUAUCGUUCAUUACUUCCGCACUGUGGUCAGCAACUCUCACAUGCAUACCCUGGAAAAUGGUAGUCUCAUGAUUCGUGACGUGACUGAAGAAGAUUCCGGCGUCUAUCUCUGUCAAGCCAACAAUGGCGUAGGCUCGGGAUUGAGCAAAGUUAUCACACUCAAAGUCCAUGUGCCUGCACACUUCAAAAAUAAAUUCUCGGCUCACACCGUUCAGAGAGGAGAUUCUACAGAAUUCUCUUGCGAUGCCUAUGGCGAAUUGCCCGUUUCGAUGCAAGUUGCCAAGGACAGAAUGCCACUCGACUUUGGCUCUGUGUUUGAUCGGUUAUCAUCGGAUCCGUCGCUUGAACAGCAGACACUGCACACAGAUAAUCGAUAUCAAUUGCUGAAACGAGUUACAGGUCAGUCGGAUAGAGCAAUCACUUCAUACAUUGUCCGUAUCACAAACGUCGAUCGCCGUGAUUCUUCACUGUUCACGUGCUUGGCCACCAAUAAUUUCGGCAAGGAUGAAUACAACUUUCAACUGAUAGUCCAAGAACCACCUGGAAAGCCGGAAAACGUGCACGUGUUGGAACUAGACAGUCGGUCUGCUGUUAUUGCUUGGUCCCAGCCAUAUUCUGGAAACAGCCCGGUCAUUGCAUUUCAUGCAGAGUAUCGCCAAUGGUUGGAAACAUUGCCUCCAUGGCAUCAUUUGGAUGCAACAGCCGAACUACAGCAGCAGAUUAUAAACGAACAAAAUGGUAAACUACACCAGCCAUCAUCGAAGCCGCCAGGUACAAUAUUCCGUCAAACUUUGGUGGGAACAGAAUCGUCAAUCAGUCUUCGUUCUCUCAAGCCAAUGACCACCUAUGAAGUUCGAAUUCAAGCCGAAAACAAAUUGGGUUUUGGUCCAUUUCAGAUGCCACCACUUAAGAUCACAACUAAAGAAGAAGCACCAUCUGGUCCUCCGUUAAACAUUCAUGUGUAUCCAUCAAGUGCACAUUCGCUACAGGUGACAUUCCAACCGCCUCGGGUUGAUCAUCAAAAUGGUCAGAUUCUGGGCUACUAUGUCGGCUACAAAGCGGUCGAUCUGGAUGAACACUUCAUGUUUAAGAAAGUUGUUGAGGAAAAAUCCUUACAGCCUUCGACUCAAAGCAAAGAGGUGAAGAUUACUGAUCUUCGUCGCGCGACAAAGUAUUUGGUCAUCGUCCAGGCUUUCAAUAGAAUCGGCCCUGGACCACAAUCGGAGGAGAUCAUCGGUGAGACUCUUGUGAACGAUCCGCCGCGAGCACCAAUUUUGACAUCGGUCAACGUCAACUACGAUUCAGUUGAGCUUAGCUGGUCGAUCGAAACAACCGACGAUUCGUACGCUGCAGAGCAGCAAACAUCCAACUCGAACGUACCAGAAAUCACCGGUUACUUCCUGUAUGCAAAGUCUUCCCAAUCUGGAGAGUGGGAAGAGCGACAAGUUGAUUCGCAACAGAAUUCAUACACGUUCACGAAUCUAUUGUGUGGCACACAAUAUCAGUUCUAUGUUAUUGCCUACAAUAACGUAGGUAAAGGCGAUCCUAGUCAGGCGAUUGCUGUUAGAACCAAAGGAUCUGUACCGAUAGCGCCUAAAAAUUGGAAUUCUUUCAUUACGGUCAACUCAACCGUAGCAAUGAUUCGUCUGGAUGCCUGGCUCGUGAACGGAUGUGAGAUCAAAUACUUUGUGCUCAAGUAUCGACCGAGAAUCGAUUCCGAUUGGCUUGUCGAUUCAUCGAAAAUCUCACCUCGAGAACAACGUUUCGUUGAAUUAGUGGAUUUGCGACCAGCAACAUGGUAUCUGCUUAACAUGGCUGCUUUGACAGACAUGGGGACCACUGAGGAAACCUACAUGUUCGCUACAUUGACCAUGAAUGGUGAAACGAUUCCACCAAUAGAAACUAUUUCACGCACAUUAAAAUCGGCCAAUUCUAUAUCGGCAUCUUCGGGCUCUAUGGACCCAGGCGGUGGAGCGAAUACGCUUAGUUCAAUGCAAUCAUUGACCAUUGUCAUACCGGCAACUUGUUCUGUGAUAGUUCUCACUGUGAUAAUUCUAGUCGCCUGUUUUGUUUUGGGCACCAAACGUUCUUCUCAACAAUUUGAAAGUACAAUUCUUACAGCCAUUGGUGCACGAAACGGUAGUAACAAUUCUCAUCAUCAUACGAGUCUUAAUGGAACGCCUUCUCAUAUUCAUGCCCAUAUUUCUGAUCAAUUAUCCACAACAUAUUGUCCAACGCCGGCAACCGGUGAUUUAAGUAAUGAGCCACGUUAUAGUACCGGAUUAUUGAACAACAAUCUUGACCAUUAUGGUUUCUGUACUGGGAAUAACGGAAACAAUAAUGUAAACAAUGAGAUUGCAUCAGCUAAAUGUAUGAUUAAUGGAACGCCAACGAUGCUGGCUACUAAUAAUUCAACUAAUUCAAUUGAAAUGAUACAUUCAGCUACAUUGGGCUAUGCAACUUUGAAAAAACAACGUUCCAAUCUGCAAACAAUGAAAUCAAUGCUAGAUUCAGAUAUUAAAAAUUUUGAUCUAUCCAUACCAUUGUCAUUGGCAGAUAAUUCUACAACAACAUCUACGGCAACAACUAUGGCCACAUCAACAACAACAUGCCUGGAUUCGAAACUUUGUGAUAUGAAUAAAAUAUCAGAUUCCUCUAAUUUAUUGACGGUACAAGCAACAUUAUGCGGUAAUAAUUCUAACGAAACUAACGAUACAAAUAAUACGGUUCAUUACUUUCAAACACCAUAUGCUCUAUCACAUUUGCCUAAUAACAGCAACAACAAUAACAAUAAUGACCAAUGUAUCAAUAAAUGUAACACCGUGAAUAAUAAUAAUGCUAAUACUGACAUGGGAAAUGAUCAAAUAUCUGAACUAUCAUGUCUAAAUGCUGCAUACACUGCCAAUAACGCCUAUACUUUACAACCAAAUACAAAAAAUCAUCAACAUCAUCAUAGUGAUAAUCAUCAUAGCCAUGUAUAUGAUUUGCCAUUUCCACCAAAAUGGGUUUGAAAAUGGGACAUUGGUUCUAAUCAUCAUCAUCAACUAUCUAUCUAUCUAUCUAUUACAUUAAUUUCAAUGAGAAUAUUUUAUAAUGUUGAUAAUUUUUGUUUGAAGGCGAAAAAAUUGUGAUAUAAUCUUUUGAAACUUUUUAUUAUUUCUAAUCAUCAUUAAACGAUUCGUGAAGAAUCAUUAUCAUUAUCA
Molecule: messenger RNA, 5905 nt
Organism: Dermatophagoides farinae (American house dust mite)
Lineage: Eukaryota; Metazoa; Arthropoda; Arachnida; Sarcoptiformes; Pyroglyphidae
Product: cell adhesion molecule Dscam1-like
Biological process (GO): homophilic cell-cell adhesion; dendrite self-avoidance; axon guidance
Cellular component (GO): plasma membrane; axon
Molecular function (GO): cell-cell adhesion mediator activity
Source: RefSeq, a predicted model, not a curated record